AUGGAUCCCGAGGUUCUUUCGCACUAUUAUGUCCUCGAAGUCAGUCAUGACGCUAGUGAUACCCUGAUAAAACUGGGUUUUCGGCGACAGUCUUUAAAAUGGCAUCCAGAUAAGAAUGCUGGUGCUUCUCCUACAAAACUAGCUCUUUGUAACGCUAUGAUGGGAAAAUUGAAUGAUGCGUAUAAGUGUUUACGUGACCCAGAUGCAAGGAAAUUAUAUGAGCUGAGAUGUACUUCUAUUAUUUUCACUCAUGCGGGUGAUCCAGGUAACUGGUUUCGCGAGACGUUCGAGGCCGAGAGGAGGGCUAGAGAGGAAGAAAGACAACGUCAGAGAAGAGAGGAACAGGAAAGAAACGCAGCUAGGCAGCGAGAGCGGGAAGCCCACGAGCGCCGGCGGAGAGAAGCCGAAGAAAGGCAGCGAGAGCAGAGAGAGGCCGAGGAGAGAGAAAGACGAGAAAGAGCGGAGAGAGCACGGCGAGCAGCAGAAGAGCGAGAAAGAGUCGAACGAGAACGGCAAGAACAAGAAAGAAGGUGGAGGGAACAGCGACAACAAGAACAAAGCCAGAGGCGACAUGGUGCGCAAGAGCAUCAGUCUCGAACAACUGAGCCCAACGGAUCUACAUUCUCACAUUUCACACAGCGGGAAUGGGAGGCAUUUUUCUAUAUCCUUCGAGUUCUUAUCAUUUUACAUGAAGUUGCUUCAGAGAACAAACGUCAGGAUUCUACUAGUUCUUCAACCCCGUUUAGUGGAUCAACUAGUGGUACUCCACGUUCUUCAUUUGGCGGCUCGACAACUUCAAAUCAAAGUAGUCCUCGUUCCUCAUUCGGCGAAUCAACUGCCUCGGAUAGAAGUACCCCGCGUUCCUCGUAUAGUGGAUGGACGGCUUCCAACAGCAGCACUCCACGUUCCUCAUUUAGUGAAUCAACCACUUCAGACGGUGGUGCCUCACGACCCUCAUUCUCGGCUCCUAAUCCUCCACCAGAGUCGCCUCGUCCUACACAGGAACGAACGAACGAAGACUUCACGGAACCUGCGGAACCUUCAUAUUCGUCCUAUCAACCGCGAACAGAGUCUAAUUUCGUACCCCUUCCGAGAUACAGCUCGAGGGCUCGUUGGUCACAAGCGGAGCUAGAUGCCCUGCUGAAACUGCGUCGGGAUCAUCCUCGGGAGACCUGGGAUUACGUUGCGCGCCGCUUGAACUCCCAGUUCGGAAAUGCAAGGAACGGCAAUGCCGUAAGAUUAAAGCAUAGCAAGCAUACUCGUUAA
Orbilia oligospora ATCC 24927 is the source of this 1266-nucleotide messenger RNA. RefSeq lists its product as uncharacterized. The transcript has 3 exons. The coding region runs from base 1 to 1266 and encodes 421 amino acids. Gene Ontology annotation, cellular component: cytoplasm; nucleus. The record is from RefSeq and is a predicted model, not a curated record. Lineage: Eukaryota; Fungi; Ascomycota; Orbiliomycetes; Orbiliales; Orbiliaceae.